Molecule: messenger RNA, 1072 nt
Organism: Aspergillus homomorphus CBS 101889
Lineage: Eukaryota; Fungi; Ascomycota; Eurotiomycetes; Eurotiales; Aspergillaceae
Exons: 3
Coding region: 1-999 (332 amino acids)
Source: RefSeq, a predicted model, not a curated record
AUGCGUGUUAAGCGGCACCCAGACCGAGAAGGCAGCUGCGAGAAAAACCAGGCUUGCUUCCUAGACUGGACCUCUUUUAUGACCGACGGAGAGCAGCUUGAUCUUCCUGAACGCUGGUUGCUCCCACCAGCUUCUGUCUUGAACACCCUGUUGCAUCCGCGCAUUGAGAGAGAUGCUUACCAUGGCCUACGGCCAGGAGAACGAGACGAGAUCUUAUGGCCCGGAGCCAAGGUAAACCGAUGGAAAUGGGGGUCUUCGGCAGAUGAUCAGCUACUGUCCCAACAACACAUUCUGACCCCCCAGCCAGUCCCCGUCGUGAUUCCCGGCGGGGCUCGCUGCUCUUUCAUGCUUUCCAACGAGCACCCGAUAACCGAACCCCAAUGGACCCUACCGCUACUGUCGCAGGCGGACCGAGUCUCUGGGGCGCCAAUUCUCACGGUUGAGAUGACAGCUUCCACCCACUGGAACCCGAAGGAGAGCCUCGCCGUAACCUGGACGGUGACCUACCACGGCACCGGAAGAGAGAAUGAUUCCAACAACUCCAGACCAAUCACGUUCCGCACUUUCAACUUCCAUGUUUACGGGACUUUUCUCGCGUAUCGCCAGCGGUAUGAGGAUGGAGAAUGGGAGCCUUAUACAGAAGGCAGGGACUGUGCCUUUCCCAAUGGACCCGAUGAUCCUUUCCAGGUCACUGUAGGCGAGAAAGGAGAAAGAGGCGGGUUCGUUAGCCUGCGGCCCGGGCAAAGCCGCUCGAAGUCGAUACAUAUCGGUCCCGGAGACCAUUUACCGCCGUAUCCGGCCACGGGAGAGAUCCUGCGCUAUCGCUUCAAUGGCUGUGAGUUGGACUGGUGGGACUGGGGCACACUGGAAGAUCAUGCCCACACGGUGCUCACUGUUCCGGGGUUCCUUGGUGGCGAAGUCUUGGACCCCCCGGAUAAUGGAGGGAGGCCCAAGGUGGUCGUUCCCGCGUCGACACCUGUCGUAUUUACAGUGAUUUGAGUGUUUGAUCCUUGGCAUCAUGUUCUCGUAUUUCAAUGAAUUUGUAGAGAGGCUGAGCGCGUAUGAAAAUGUC